Molecule: messenger RNA, 420 nt
Organism: Dibothriocephalus latus
Lineage: Eukaryota; Metazoa; Platyhelminthes; Cestoda; Diphyllobothriidea; Diphyllobothriidae
Source: the annotation of a GenBank genome assembly
AUGUUCUGCGCUAUUCCCAUCUAUCCAUCGGAAUAUCUGUCGACAGCCGUUGUGGACCCCUACAACGCUCUUCUGCACAGUGGCUUCAACAUUCCCUACAGCAACCUUGUUGUCAUGUUGGACAACCACGCCAUCAUGCAGCUUCUGUCUAGGCAUCUGCAAAUGGAGAAACCCACCUUCCUCUUCCUCAAUCGCAUGUACUCCCAGAUAUGCAGCUGUCUAUUCUGCGGUUUCCACUUUAACGCCGACCCCACUUGUGGAUCCCUGGAGGAGUUGGCCACCAACCUCGUGCCCUAUCCGCAACUGCACUUCACUUUCGUGCGCUAUGCACCGAUCGUGGGCCUACGACGCAACGGUUUCCAUGCCAGCGUCAAUCCUGCCCAGGAUCUCACAAGGGCCGUACUUGAUCCCAAUUAUUCC